Molecule: messenger RNA, 1503 nt
Organism: Amphimedon queenslandica
Lineage: Eukaryota; Metazoa; Porifera; Demospongiae; Haplosclerida; Niphatidae
Exons: 3
Coding region: 50-1447 (465 amino acids)
Biological process (GO): regulation of apoptotic process; signal transduction
Molecular function (GO): protein binding
Source: RefSeq, a predicted model, not a curated record
AUUAUUGUUGAUCACGCCCACUUGAAAGUAGCCACACCCACCCGCCAUUAUGACUAAUCUUAGGGAGAAUUAUUUAGUUCUUCUUCAAUCGCUGGAAGUUGAUCCGGUUCUUCCUUUUCUUUAUGCCGAGGGACUCCUCACUAGGGCCGAGUAUGAUAGGCUGCAGAGCCCAGAGAUGAUGGCCCAGGAUAGGAAGACGAGGGCAGACCACUUGCUCCGUUUAUUGCCUAAUAAAGGCAAGAAUUACUUCCAGAAGUUCUGUAUAUGUAUUGGAAAGUCGGGACAGAUCGAGUUACUGGAGAAAAUUGGAUUCGAUUUGACGUUACUCCCAGCUGAAAAGCCAUUAAGAACAUUCGAAAAUCAGUCGGGCCCGGCUCGCGAGAGUGACCGUUUGAAGCCUGUUCAAAUUCAUUUACAAGGAGCUCACUUUAACCCAGUACCCCUAAUUUACCAAGAAACCACACCCACUUCUCAAGGGGAGCCCACACCCAAAACCCAGCGAAUACUCAUAUUAUAUUCAAAUGAUCCUCAAGUCUCAUCGUUACCCCCUGACGUCAGACAUACUCAGGACGAAUACUUGAAAAGAGUUUCUGAUUUCGUACAAACACUUCAAAUGUUCUCUACGGUGAGUGGAACAGAUGGGCGGAGCUACUCCGCCUACAAAUGCAUUUACGACGUCGACGAAUCUCAAAGAGAACAUAUACAAAAUUUUAACGUGUGGUCUUUCGAAAAUUUAGAAACCUGUGACGCUAUUAUCCUCCUAAUGUCCCCUUCAAUUGGGGAAGUACUGCGAGGGAGAAGUCCUGUUUUGGAGAUGGAAAAGGGCGUGGCUGACUCCCACACGCUAAUUAACGUUCUACCGAGAAAACGGGUCAUACCAGUUUAUCUUAACAUGCCGAAGGUGGCAGACUGGUUGCCUGUAUUUUUAAAGAGCACUCCGUCAUAUUUCAUCGAUUUAUUGGGAUUCCAGAGUGGAAUGAGCACAGUGACCAGUGAAGAGGAAUUUGGGAGACGCUCGUAUUUAUUAUUAGACGAAGAUCCGAACUUGAAGGAAAUGAGGGAUCUCUUAGCCGUCCUUCGUAGGGAACCUCCUCCGGAAAACCCAACUACUGUAUUUGCCGUACCACCACCUAAAAGUUCUGAUUUAAAGUCCCAAGGUAUCCCGACUAAAUACCUUGACUUGGUGACCAGAAUGAUCCCACAUAUCUGGGACAGAGUUGGACUCAAACUGGGUUUCACACUGAUGGAAAUCGAGUCGAUACGGUCUCGAAAUAAAGAUGAUCCAGAACAAUCCAUUCACUCGAUGUUUUCAAAAUGGCAGGAAAGAGAUGGAGCGGAGGCGACGAUCGAUAUUCUAAUUAAAGUCCUUCAGGAACUACGUCUGAACGGGGUAGUGUAUAAAGUAAAAGCAGAAGUAGAGAAAGACAAGCAAAAAGAGAAGAAAUGAGUUUCUAGUUUGGUGUUUUUGUUUGUUGUUAUCGUUGGCAAGAAUGUAAAUUUAAA